This is a messenger RNA of Procambarus clarkii (red swamp crayfish), 3966 nucleotides long. Lineage: Eukaryota; Metazoa; Arthropoda; Malacostraca; Decapoda; Cambaridae. The record is from RefSeq and is a predicted model, not a curated record.
UCUCUCUCUCUCCCUCUCAUUCUUCAGUAAGUUCCCUCACUGUUCUCCUCCUGGGUGCUGGCCCGAGGUAAUCUUGCCAGCUCCUUAAGUUUUAGAGGCGUGUGGAGGAGGUGCUGGAGUGUUAAGGAGUUGAGCAAAGGGCAAUACAUCAAGAACAAAGAUGGCGGAGGCACACUCUGCAGUUGCGUUCUCCUUCGCCAUCACUCACGAGGGCGUUCAUGUGAACUAUGACACGGAAGUGCUCCAUGUCAUCUGGCAUUCUGGGGUCCGUACGUGGCGCCGGAGUAUCCGCAGAUUUGUUAACAACAUUCGAUGUGGAGUGUUCCCUGCUUCCCUGUCAUCACUGGCAUUAACUGUUACUGGCUAUAAUGCCAUGUAUCUCAGCAGAGAUUUGUACGGGUCCAACUUUGAUGUCUCCUUGGGGUUGGUUGACCUCCUGAAGAAACAUGUUAAACUAGAAGAGCCAGCUAAAGGGAUAGUUUGCUGUACAGCAUCUGCUUUUGCAGUAUGGUGUGGUGUCUUUAUAUUCAUGAGGUACACGCUAAGGCUUCUCUUCAUGUACAAAGGUUGGAUGUAUGAAGAAAGAGGUCGUGGGAGAACAAUGAGUAAAUCUUCAAGGUUAUGGGUUUUAGCACUGAAAUCCUUAACUUGGUUUUCAAGGCCCAUGCUGUAUUCUUACCAAGGUGCUCUUCCCAGACUGCCUCUACCUGCCCUCAAGGACACAAUGGAACGGUAUCUGCGAAGUGUCCGUCCACUAAUGGAUGAUGAGAAUUAUUCUCGAAUGGAGAAGCUUGCACUUGAUUUUCAGACUGGAAUUGGAAAGAAGCUUCAAAGAUACCUUGUUUUGAAGUCAUGGUGGGCAAGUAACUAUGUAACAGAUUGGUGGGAGGAGUUUGUAUAUCUGCGAGGUCGUUCACCAAUCAUGGUGAACUCCAACUUCUAUGGUACAGAUGCCAUUCUUCUCCACCCUACGCAUGUUCAAGCAGCUCGUGCAGCAAAUGUGGCUCAUGCAGCUUUCAUAUUCCGGCGGUUGAUAGAUAAUCAACAACUUGAGCCAAUAAUGGCUCAGAAUUUGGUGCCACUGUGUUCAUACCAGUAUGACCGCACAUUUAACACCACUCGUAUCCCAGGCAUCCAGACGGAUAAAAUUGUCCAUUUCAGUGACUCGACACACAUUGUUGUGUACCAUGCAGGCCGAUUCUUCAAAAUGCCUUGCUACUACAAGGGCCAGCUUCUUACUCCUAAAGAACUUCAGAUUCAGUUUGAGCGUAUUCUGGCUGAUGAGUCUGUCCCAGAGAAGGGUGAAGCCAACUUGGGGGCAUUGACUGCUGGAGAGCGUAAACCAUGGGCUGAAGCACGUACAAAGUUUUUCAGCAAAGGAAUCAAUCAAAUAUCAUUGGCAGCGAUUGAAAAGGCUGCUUUUGUGUUGGUAUUGGAAGAGGACGAAUAUGACUAUUGUGAAAAUGAUCCUAGUCAGUUGGACAGGUUUGGUCGAGCCAUGCUUCACGGCAAGGGUUACGACCGCUGGUAUGACAAGUCCUUCAAUGUCAUCAUCAUGAAGAAUGGCAGGAUUGGCUUUAAUGCAGAACACAGCUGGGCAGAUGCCCCUGUCUUGGGCCACAUGUGGGAAUUCAUUAUGGGCGAGGAUAUCUUUGAAUAUGGAUACGAUGAAAAUGGAAACUGCACUGGGAAAGUGACCUGUGAUCCCCCUGCACCAGUACGCCUUAAGUGGGACCUAAACCAAGAGUGUCUCCUGGCCAUUGAUUCUUCAUUCAGGGUUGCUGAAGCUCUCCUGAACGACGUUGACCUACGUUUGUACAUGCAUACUUCCUAUGGUAAGGGCUUUAUGAAGUCAUGCCGGCUGUCUCCUGAUGCCUUCACACAGAUGGCACUACAGUUGGCAUAUUAUCGGGAUGCAGGCAAAUUUAACUUGACUUACGAAGCCAGUAUGACCCGUCUAUUCCGAGAUGGCCGAACAGAGACUGUGAGACCUUGCACCAUUGAGUCGGCAGCUUGGGUUAACGCCAUGGAGGACAAAGCUGCAACUAAUGAAGAGCGUGUUAAGCUACUGAAGGCAGCGUGUAUCCAACACCAAAAUGCAUAUAGAGAUGCCAUGUGUGGCAAAGGCAUUGAUCGUCAUCUAUUUUGUUUAUACGUCAUCUCAAAGUACUUGGAAGUAGACAACCCAUUCCUAAAUGAAGUAUUAUCAGAACCAUGGCGCCUCAGCACCUCCCAGACUCCACAUGGACAGACUUCUAAAAUGGAUUUGGUAAAAAACCCAAGAUGUAUUAGUGCUGGUGGUGGCUUUGGGCCUGUUGCCGAUGAUGGUUAUGGUGUGUCUUACAUAAUAGCUGGAGAAGACAUACUCUUCUUCCAUGUCUCCAGCAAGAAGAGUUCUCCUGUUACAGAUUCACAAAGAUUUGCACGUCAGAUUGAGAAAGCUCUCAUGGAUAUGAGGUAUCUCUUUGAAUCCUUGGCAAAGAAGUAAUGAAGGGCCAUAUUAAGGCAAAAUUAUUUGAAACUGAUGAAGCAUGUUCUUCUGAGACAGGUUGCAAAUCCAAAGCCUUGAAAAAAUUUGCUGUAAUAGGGAUAUAUUUCACCUGAUUACUAAAACAAAAUCUCGAUAAAUAUGGUAAAGAUUUAUAUCCCAAAUAGCAUGUUGCUAUUCUCCCAACAGGUGCAAUUUUGUAUCCAUCUACUGUACUGUAAAUUGAUAACCUCUGGAAAAGGUUAUUCUAUAGCAAGAGUUCUCACUUGCAGAUAAGUAAUUACAAUUAUAUUUGUAUUUUGUAACAUUACAUUUUUAGGAAACUAGCAUGAACCAAGUUAUUUUGUUUUAAAAGUCCAAAUAAAAUUUAAUGUGCUGCAAAUUAUUUAGCAAUUAUCUGUUAACAUGCAUCUCGAUGUGUUUUGUAAGCAAUCUAGUCCAAAUUGUAAGACUUGUGAAGUAUUACAUAAUUUUUAAACUUUUGAGGAAUAUUUUAAUUUUUCAUAACUGCCAAAAUCCAUACACUAUUAACUUGACGCUAAGCAUGAUUUAGUUUUUAGCUUUAAUGUAAAGGAUUUGCAUCUGUUGCUAAUUAAUUUUCUAAAUUGCUUUCAACUGUGUGAAAUCUCAUAUUGCCAGUCAUGCUGAGUAACACGUAACAAUGUGAACAGAAACGGAGAACCACAAUGUUUCACAAUCUGUGUGAAGCCUUGUAGUUCUAUAAGUCUAACACUGUUUUUAUAACUGAUCUUUGUAAGAUUAGUAGAGUGCAGUACUGUGUUCAUUAUCUCUGGAAAAAUCCUUACAUUGUUUAGAAAUUUUAUUUGGAAUUUUGUUAUGUUGAAAAAUCAGGAUGUGCAUGUGUGUGCAUGCACGUAAUUCCAUAAGUGAAAUACCUAAGUGUACCGAGACAAGUUCAGCUAGUGGUGUCCCAUCUUCCCAGUACUCUGUCAUAUAGCGCUUUGAAAUUGCUGAUGGUUUUUGCCUCCACCACCUUCCCACUUGUUUUAACCAUCUACCACUCUGCAAAAGUGACUUUUAUUUCAUUGACAGCUUUGUUUAGUUAGCUUAAAUCUAUGACCUCUUGUUCUUGAAGUUCCAGGUCUCAAGAAUUCUACUUCUUAAUCAAUUUUGUCGAUUCCCAUUACUAUUUUGUACGUAGUGAUCAUGUCGCCUUUUUUUUCUUCCGUCUUCUAGCUUUGGCAUAUUUAAUGCCUCUGUUUCAAGUGUAAUUGCAGGAUGAGCUAUGCUUAUGGUGUCCAGUCUUUCCUAUAAUCUUUGUCAAAUGACACUGAAACUAUUGAUUGAUUUAACAUCCACCACCACUUAAAUUGUUCUGUCUAAAUCUCUCUUCACACAGACACACACACAGAACUUUUUCAGUGUCAAAAUAGUUAACAGAUGGAAUGCUUUAGGCAAUGAUGUGGUGGAGGCUGACUCCAUACACAGUUUCAAAUGUAGAUAUGAUAGAGCCCAGU